This is a messenger RNA of Dendronephthya gigantea, 1197 nucleotides long. Its product is annotated as nudC domain-containing protein 3-like. Gene Ontology annotation, cellular component: cytoplasm. The record is from RefSeq and is a predicted model, not a curated record. The transcript has 5 exons. The coding region runs from base 1 to 960 and encodes 319 amino acids. Gene Ontology annotation, biological process: protein folding. NCBI's taxonomy places the organism in Eukaryota, Metazoa, Cnidaria, Anthozoa, Malacalcyonacea, Nephtheidae.
AUGGCGACUUCAAUGGACAAGUUUGAUGAUCUAUUCUUUGGUGUUCUUCAACAUUGCGAGCAAAUUGAGCCCUUCCUCGAGGUUGUGUUUAGUUUCCUUGCUCGAAGGACGGAUUUCCUACGUGUGAUGCACAGCAAGAAUGAUAAAAUGGGGUUUCCACCGGGGGUGGCUGAAAAAAUGCUACUCAAGAUUUUCAAGAAGUACCAAAGUAUGGUUCUUCAAUCAGGGCAAGCAGCGAAAUCUAAAGAAAAGACUGGUAAUCAACCACCAUCUCAACCAGAUAAACCACCUCCUGUGAUAUCAACUGUCGAUGUCCAAACUAGCAGUGACAGUGAGCCACAAAUACCAGCAAAAGAAAGCAGAAAGAAAACUGAAAGCACCCUGGCCAACUCUUGUGUCUCUGAGCCAUCUAAAGCAUCAGAAUGUUUUAAUGGUGCAGUGUUAGAGAAGUACAUGUGGUCUCAAACUGGAAGUGAUAUAGAUGUACGAGUCCCAGUGGCUAGCGACAUCAAAGGAAAAGAUUUACUUGUAGAAAUAAAGGACAAAUAUCUUAAGGUGGCUUUAAAAAAUACUCCAGAAUCAAAAUUGUUACUUGAAGGUGAACUUCAAUGGAAGAUCCAUGCAGAUGAAUCAAUGUGGACGUUAAUCCGUGGGGAGCAUGUGCAUAUAUCAUUGGAUAAAGUUGAGGACAGAUGGUGGACAUGCGUUUUUAUAGGGGAUGAUGAAAUAGACAAAAGUAAAAUAGACACAACCCGAGAUAUCAGUGAGUUUGAUGAACAAACACAGACAGAUUACCAACGAGUUAUGUUUGAUCACCAGCAAAAAUUGAUGGGAAAACCAACCAGUCAGGAAAUGCAAACUCAUGACAUGUUAAAGAAGGCAUGGGAUGCACCAAAUUCACCGUUUGCAGGAACCCCAUUUGAUCCUUCUAAAGUAAACAUGUCUGGAAAUUUCUCAUGACUCAACAUUUCUGAUGCCAUCAGCCCUAUUCAGAUGUUCAAAUAAGCAUUAGACACAAAGCAAGGAGAGAAGUUUCAAACAUUGUUGGCAAAUUAUAUAUUUUUAAAUUAAGUAUGAUAGACAUAAAUAUGUUGCUCUACUACAUUGCCUGCCUAUGCAUUGUGUUAAUGUGUUCAAAUAUGUUACGAAAAUGUACAAAAAUGAAAGAUUAAUAACUCUACUUAACCAAUGACUUAA